This is a messenger RNA of Phacochoerus africanus (Common warthog), 2502 nucleotides long. RefSeq names its product proliferation and apoptosis adaptor protein 15 (gene PEA15). The transcript has 4 exons. The record is from RefSeq and is a predicted model, not a curated record. NCBI's taxonomy places the organism in Eukaryota, Metazoa, Chordata, Mammalia, Artiodactyla, Suidae. Gene Ontology annotation, biological process: negative regulation of extrinsic apoptotic signaling pathway via death domain receptors; MAPK cascade. Bases 159 to 551 code for a protein of 130 amino acids. Gene Ontology annotation, molecular function: protein binding.
GCUCGGGCUCCGCGGGCGGAAGAGGCGGCGGCGACAGCAGAAGCGGCGGCGUCGGCGGCGGCGGUGGCGGCGGGAGCCGAGGAGGAGGCUCCGGACGCUGCUCAGGAACCGGGGACGCCGGAGUGCCCGCUCCCCGAGCGCUCAGCCCCAGAGGCGUCAUGGCUGAAUACGGGACCCUCCUCCAGGAUCUGACCAACAACAUCACCCUUGAAGAUCUGGAACAGCUCAAGUCAGCUUGCAAGGAGGAUAUCCCCAGUGAGAAGAGUGAGGAGAUCACUACUGGCAGUGCCUGGUUUAGCUUCCUGGAGAGCCACAACAAGUUGGACAAAGACAACCUCUCUUACAUCGAGCACAUCUUUGAGAUUUCCCGCCGUCCUGACCUCCUCACCAUGGUGGUUGACUACAGAACCCGUGUUCUGAAGAUCUCUGAGGAAGAUGAGCUGGACACCAAGCUGACCCGUAUCCCCAGUGCCAAGAAGUACAAAGACAUUAUCCGGCAGCCCUCUGAGGAAGAGAUCAUCAAAUUGGCUCCUCCACCGAAGAAGGCCUGAGCAAGGGGGAGGAAGAGGAGGAAGGUUGGACCUUCAUCGGACCACUCUCUUCCCCCAUCCUCCCGGGGAGGGUGCAAGGGCACCCCCCGCCACCCACUUACUAACCUGGUCCUAACCCCCUUACUGUGCGCGUGUGUGUGUGUGCGCACGCUCUGGCUGUCUGUCUAUAUGUCUAGCUCAUCUAGUUCCUCCUCCUUGUGAGGGGAUGGGGGUCAGGGGCUGGGGGUGGGGGGGGCUCAGUUUCCCCACUCUAGGGGGAGCUGGGGGCUAUUUCUAUGCAAAUAGAAAUGGGCACAUUCCUCCUCCUUCCCUUUCCUCCACUCUUCCCCCACAUCUCUAAAGUGUGGGAGCAGAAAGGACCUUUAUUUUCCUACAUUGAGGAGGCAAGGUGGGAGGCAUGGGAGAGGUGGGUGAAUCUAAUAGAAAGCAGUGGGAUGGAAGAUGCAGAGACUACCCAACCCCCGCCUGGAAGGGUCAAAGAAAAGCCAGAGUUCGUGUCCGUACCCCAGUGCUGGACUGGCUGAAGAGUCUAGUUUCCAGCUGUUCCUCAGGUUGGAGGGCCUGGGCACGAGCAGGUUCCUUUUUGCUCCCUCUCAUGGGCCUAGGACGUGUAUGAGCCAGGGAACUGAAGAGCGAGGAUCACUGGAUCUUUUCUGGCCCCAGAAUUUAUCCCAUGGAGCAUCCAGCAUUAGAUCCCGCCUCCGCCUCUGCUCUGGAGACUGCUGGGAACAUGCCCCACUGGGGCUGAGUGGGGAUGAGGGCAGAGUCCCCUCUUCGACUCCUUUAUUCCUACUCAGACUGUUGCACAUACUGACCUAGGGAGUUCGGAGAAUUGAGAUCCUUAGGUUUUAACUCUAAUCCUGCUUCCACCUAGAGUCCCAAUGUGGUUACUGCAGGCAACCUUUCCUCUCUCUGCAGUCAAGAACCCCUCCCCAAGCCAGAAAGGGGAUGAAGUUACCUACAGUGUUUUCUGUUGCACUGAUCCCCAGUUCAGUCCAGGAGGGGACCUGGUAACCCCUCUCCCUCAAUAUCCUGGCACCUUGGGCUUAUGAGCGCCUCCUAGCCAAGUCACCAGAGUCCAGUGACCCCAGCCUCCUGCCUGUCCCAAGAUACCCCUGCCCACCCUGACCGUGCUAACUGUGUGUACAUAUAUAUUCUACAUAUAUGUAUAUUAAACCCGCACUGCCAUGUCUGCCCUUUUUUUGUGGUGUCUAGCAUUAACUUAUUGUCUAGGCCAGGGCGGGGGUGGGAGGGAAAUGCCACAGUGAAGGGAGUGGCAGAGACAAAUUGCUACAUAGUCAAAACGAAAAAGAAAACUUAAAAAAAAAAUUCGCAUGUCAAGAGACUAUUUAGAGUAAGUUUAAGCUAGGAGCUUUUAGGAUGUGGGAGCAAAGCUUUAGGUGGAGGGGAGGGCUGACUGUUGGAAGAGGGAAGAAGCCAGACUGGUUGGAGAGCACCCUUCUACUCCUAACCCAGCCCAGCCUGCCUGUCCCUUCUGGCCACUGCUGCGGACACCUGCCUUAACACAUACACCUCGAGUAUUCCACAGGUUUGCCUUAAAGGACCUUCCCAAGUUUCCCCAGCCCUGUCUGGCUUCUCCCUCAAGAAGAGAGAGGGAUACCUGUAGAACUAAGAAGGAGAAGGUAAGCAUGAAUUGUCCUUCCAAGGCAGCAUAUGUUAAGUGAGAUUGAGAGAGAGAGAGAGAAAGAGAGAGAAUGAGAGAAUGAGAAUAAAGAGUUUCCUUCAAAGAGAGAAGUUGAGAUGGGAGAAGGGAGACAGGGUCAUUUUCAGUGGAGUCUAGUAAUUUCUGUAAGGCAAAAUAAUCUAAAAAGACUAACCUGCCCACCCACCCCUUGUACUGCUGUGAAAUUGCCCCUAUCCUGUGCUCCUCCGUCUGCAGUGUGCACGGCCUUGUUCUAACCCUGGAAUAAAGGUGAUUGAUUGUACUGUA